Molecule: messenger RNA, 3964 nt
Organism: Ictalurus punctatus (channel catfish)
Lineage: Eukaryota; Metazoa; Chordata; Actinopteri; Siluriformes; Ictaluridae
Gene: sppl2a
Product: PA_hSPPL_like and Peptidase_A22B domain-containing protein
Exons: 17
Coding region: 190-1788 (532 amino acids)
Biological process (GO): membrane protein proteolysis
Cellular component (GO): cytoplasmic side of endoplasmic reticulum membrane; Golgi-associated vesicle membrane; lumenal side of endoplasmic reticulum membrane
Molecular function (GO): aspartic endopeptidase activity, intramembrane cleaving
Source: RefSeq, a predicted model, not a curated record
GGCGGGGCUUAUCGGAAUACGGUGUGUGAAACAAAAAACCCGAGUGCUGUAGUCUCUAUUCGUAGAAAAUGUCAACAGUCAAAACUAACUAAUAAAGUACGGCUCGUUUUUUGUUUUAAAUCGAACUUUAGAUAAUCUGUUAGUUGUUUUAUUUUGAAUCUGCGUCUUUAAACCAGAUGUUCUGCCGAAAUGACAACAACAGUGUGGAUAAUCCUGGCCGUCACUCUGCUCUCUUAUCGGAGCGAGUGCCACGAGGCCGUCCUGCACGUUUCUGAUUGGAUCCUUCAAAAGGAGUACUGUCUCGUUUACAACGCAUCAUGGUCCAACAUCUCCAGCUCUCUUACUGAUGCUGCGCGGUACAGGCUGGUGAACAAGACGUCGACCACGCUGUGUGAUGCGAGCGGAGUAGAGCCGGGCUCGCUGAAGGGCGUGGCGGUGUGUGUGAUGCGAGGAGGCUGUGGCUUCAGUCAGAAAGCUCAGGUGGCUCAGCAGCUCGGAGCCGCAGUUCUUCUCAUCGCCAGCAAAGAGGCCAUGAGGACUCCCUCAGCCAAUGACAGCGAGUACGAUAAAGUGACCAUUCCUCUGGCGCUCAUGAGGUACCGCGACUUCCUGGAUAUGCAAAAGGUGUUUACAGAUAAGAUGGAGGUGCAGCUGUAUGCUCCGCCCACCGCUGAAUUUGACGCCAGCAUCAUCAUCAUGCUCGUGAUCGCCGUCUUCACCGUGGCUAUGGGCGGCUUCUGGAGCGGGGCCGCUGAGAAGGAAAAGCAGAGUGUGACGGUGCUUUCUGCAGGAGAGGAGCGAUCAGACAGCGGGGAUCUUACACUCUACUCCCCGUUGAAGGUGCUGCUGUUUGUCGUGCUCAUGUGUGUGAUGCUCGUCCUCAUGUACUACUUCUACAGGUACCUCGUGUAUGUGAUCAUCGCCAUCUUCUGCCUGGCCUCGGCCACUGGACUCUACAGCUGCCUCGAGGCACUACUGAAUGCAGUGGGGUGCAGUAAGUUCAGUGUGUCGUGUGGGGAGAAGAGCUGCUCUGUGAGGAAUCUGCUGCUUGGUGCUGUGUGCAUCACUCUGGCUGUGGUUUGGGGUGUGUACCGAAAUGAGGACAGGUGGAUCUGGAUCCUGCAGGACGUGCUCGGGAUUGCUUUCUGUCUGAACUUCAUGAAGACCAUCACACUGUCUAAUUACAAGAUCUGUGUGAUCCUGCUCAGCCUGCUGCUCGUUUAUGACGUCUUCUUCGUCUUCAUCACGCCGUUCCUCACACCUAAUGGAGAGAGUAUAAUGGUGCAAGUCGCUCUUGGCCCUGGUGCUGGAGGAGAAAAGGGCAGUGGUGAUGUGAUGGUUCCAGCAGAUCCCACACCCACAUAUGAGAAAUUGCCCGUGGUGAUGCGUAUUCCACGGUUUGCGGCAUGGGCUGAGAACCUGUGUGAGAUGCAGUUCUCCAUCCUCGGAUAUGGUGACAUCAUCAUUCCAGGUCUGUUGGUGGCGUACUGUCACCGGUUUGAUGUUUGGACUGGCAGCUCGAACAGAAUCUACUACGUCUCCUGUGCUGUUGCGUACACUCUGGGCCUGGUGUUGACCUUCGUGGUGAUGUUGUUGUCUAAGAUGGGUCAGCCAGCUCUGCUGUACUUGGUCCCGUUCACUCUGCUCACCAGCGGCCUGCUCGCCUGGAAGCGCAAAGAGUUCAAACAGUUCUGGGCCGGAACCACCUACCAGGUGUUGGACUCAUCCAGGGAACCUUUAAUACCAGAUGGAGAUGCUGAAUAUUCCAGCGCAGUGAGGAAGUGCUGAUCGGCUGGAUUUAGACGCGUGUGUGAGUGCGUGAGUGUGUGUGUGAGUGCGUGAGUGCGUGAGUGCGUGAGUGUGUGAGUGCGUGCGUGAGUGUGUGUGAGUGCGUGAGUGAGUGCGUGAGUGAGUGCGUGAGUGAGUGCGUGAGUGAGUGCGUGAGUGAGUGAGUGCGUGAGUGAGUGCGUGAGUGAGUGCGUGAGUGAGUGCGUGAGUGAGUGCGUGAGUGAGUGCGUGAGUGAGUGCGUGAGUGAGUGCGUGAGUGAGUGCGUGAGUGAGUGUGUGUGUGAGUGAGUGUGUGUGUGUGUGUGCUGAGCACUUUAAGCCCUGUGAUUGGCUUUAUCAGGACCAAUACAGUCUUAUCGCUCUCUCUUUAAUAAACAACUUUAAUAUCUAUUUUCAAAAAGGCCUUAAUCACUGCCUCAGGCUCCGCCCACAACGCACGUCAACACGUGAUCAGGUUGUUUUACAGACAGUGUAAAGACACGGUGACCGUGGAAACGAACCUGAAACAUCCAAAACAUCAACAUUUCCCUCAAAAUGCGCUGGAAAAUUAGUAAGAAAGUUAUUUUUACUCAGAAAAAGUAACGGAUUACAGAUGAGUAAUUAGUGCUUUAAAACUGUAAUCUGAUGACGUUACUCAUUACUGCAUGUAGAAAUGAAUCAGGUUACUCGUUACCUUACCUUCACUUUACUUUCAUCACCAUCAAACCUACAGAAUACCCUACACAGUGGAACUCGGGUCUUUCAGGGAUUUUAGCGUCGGCGUCAGUCUGAUUUAUAAUAGAACCUUCCUCGGGUGUGUCGGUGUGUGUAGAACAAACAGAGCGAUAAAAUAUCAAACUUUUCUCACUAGGCUAGUCUGGGGUCGCUAGCCGAGGGGGGACACGGAUAAGCUAUCACUGUAUGGGUUUAUCUGCUACAGAGUCAUGUAGGGUUCAUUAUCCUUCCUCCUGCUCUGCUCACGUCAUGUUCACGUGAACUGGAACUCAUAUAGACGUUUACACGCCUCGUUCUCCUGCUCAGCAUCAGAGGAUGAUUCUGUUUCAGUCUCAACACCUUUACUGCUUUAAAUAAAUAAAUAAAUCGGCGUAUAUCCAUUUCCCCUCACGCUGACUGAGCUAGCGUUCGGUAGCAUUGAGAGACCGUCAGCCAAUAAGACACGAGUAUUUCCACGUAUUUCCCUGUGAACCCGUCUGAUUCUGACAGGGUGUUCCGUUUGAACGCACCUGCGUGUGUAGUUACAUUCUGUGGUGCGUUGAACACAAUCGGCGUGUUAGUGCGUCUGACACGUGCUGUGUGUUAAACACCACCACAGGUAACACAGACGUGUUCUUUCGGCUUUCCCCCCUACGAUUAUCCUGAAAUGCGGUUUGUUUGUGUGCUAAAAUUCUACUGAAAUACUCUCAAAAUAAACAAACAACAACAUGAAGUUCAGGUGACAUUAAUUAAAAUCACCAAAACGUUUGACCGAGGUAAGAAUCGGACUCGCGUCUCCCCACAGACUGAUCGGACAGUGAUUUAUGACGUUUAUUUGCUUUUCAUUUCGAACACGUCUACUGGAUAAUUGAACACAGCAGGUGUUGAAACAGUAAGAACACAGAAAGUGUGCAGGGUAUGAUUUUCUGAGCAGGAGUUUCUGAACCCAGCGUAUCUGUGACAUCAUGAGCAGGUUAUUAGUCUGAUUUCCCGCGCUCCACCUGCCCCACCGGUGAGCACACAGCACGCGAGGUGCCAGCGUCUCCAUGUGUAACCACCGCACGAUCACGUGUUGAUGCGAGGUGUAAACCCGGGCCUGUGGGUUUUUUUUUUUUUUUUAAAAGAAAUAACGAUUUCAGUGUUUCUGUAUUCAAAGUCUUCAUUCGUGUGUUCUUUUCAUGCCUUAAAUUAAAGACGGAAUGUCUGCUGAUGCCAGUAAUACGUUUGCUGUGACGUUUAAUUUGCGAUAUAAUGAGGCUGUUUGACAGAUAAAUGCCAUAAAAGCACAGUACUGUCUGAAUUCUUACUUUUACUGUCUGAGCGGUUUUAUUUUCUGAUUUAUACUGACUCAACCCCACCGCUCAAGAGCUCAACGGAGGUUUGGACGACUAAACACCUUCGUGAAGCACAAAUUCAGACGACGCAUGUAAAGAGGGGUGUAAACUUUUGAACAUGUUGUAAAAAAUAAAACUGCUGACUGAGA